CCUCCCUCCCCCACCUGAUUUCUCUCUCUGCUCCCUCUCUCUGUCAGCGUCCCUGUGGCUUGAAGGUAGCUCCUGCUUCUCUCUCUCUGUCGCACGCUCCUGCUGUCUCCAUUUCAGCUGCUGCUCUCUCUCUAGCUUGCUCUCCCUCACUCACUCUCUGCCUUCCUCCCUCUUGCUCACCCUCACUCUCUCGCUUUCUCGUUUCCACUCCACUGCCGAGCUCUGGAAAUCAUUGAGACACAUUUUUCUGGUUGCCGCUUACACAAAGACAGGAUUACGGCUUGAUUCACUGGCUUCGGCUCUCCACAUCCAGGUACGACACGCCCCCCUCGAGACGGUGAGGUCCCUGGGGUUGAUUACAACUUUAUGUCCAUAGAGGACUUCCUAAAUCUUGAGCAGUGUGGAACACUACUGGAAAUAGGAACGUAUGAAGGUAACUAUUAUGGGACCCCCAAGCCGCCGAGGCAGCCCGUGGUUGGGACAGUGAUUUUCAGUGAUGCUGUGCUCCUCAACGGCCCCCCAGGCUCCCAGCAGUCAACUCCCAAGCACACCAAGUCUUACAAUGACAUGCAAAACGCCCGAGUAGUGCCUGCUGACUACGAGGAUGACGACCAGGCCACGGAAAUGAACAACAGUUUUACAGGAUCCUUAGUGCGUAGUCUCUUCCCCUCUCCCUUGUUGUGCACAGGUAACUCUAGCGACCAGGACGAGAGCCGCGGCGGUGUUCUUCGGCCAUAUCCCGCGCGCGAGAAUGCUCCGUCCUAUGGUCUGAACAAUGUGGCCGCCCCCACCUCAGACAACGGGCAGCAGACACAUGCCCAACCCCAGGCCUCUCCUGAAGACCCCCUGGGACCCCUGCCAGACAACUGGGAGAUGGCCUACACAGAGAAUGGAGAAGUCUACUUUAUAGACCACAACACAAAGACCACAUCGUGGAUCGACCCCCGGUGUCUUGAGAAAACUCUGAAACCUCUGGAAGAGUGUGAGGAUGAUGAAGAAGGGGUACAUACUGAGGAUCCAGACAAUGAACUAGAGCUGCCUGCAGGAUGGGAGAAGAUAGAUGACCCAGUGUAUGGGGUGUACUACGUAGAUCACAUCAACAGGAAGACCCAGUAUGAGAACCCCAUAGUGGAGGCUAGGCGCAGGAUGCAGCUGGAGCCGCAGCAGCCGCAGCCUCCUGAAGGUGAGCGGUACAUUCGAGAGUGGAUAGAGGAGCACUCCUCAGCUGGUGCUCCCCUGGCCAACUAUGCCAAUAACCACCUAGAGACGUUCCGCGACCCGCAGGUCCCGCCCCCACUGCCCCCUGCUCUGGGAGUGGCCAAACGAGGGAAGCCAUUCUUCACACGGAACCCAGCAGAGCUGAAGGGAACUUUCAUCAACACCAAACUGAAGAAGAGCCGCCGCGGAUUCGGCUUCACCGUAGUUGGGGGCGAUGAGCCGGAUGAGUUCCUGCAGAUCAAGAGUUUAGUCCUGGAUGGUCCUGCUGCUGUGGAUGGGAAGAUGGAGACAGGUGACGUGAUAGUGAGUGUGAACGACACCAUCGUUCUGGGCUACACCCACGCCCAGGUGGUGAAGAUUUUCCAGUCCAUCCCGAUCGGCUCCAUGGUGGACCUGGCCCUGUGCCGCGGCUACCCCCUGCCAUUUGACCCUGAUGACCCCAACACCAGCCUGGUGACCUCCGUGGCCAUCCUGGACAAGGAGCCCAUCAUCGUCAAUGGCCAGGAGAGCUACGACUCUCCGUCCAGCCAUGGCAGUCAGACCGGAGGGCCUGUUAACGGGAUGAGGGAGCCGCGGGCCCACAGUCCCUCGGCAGAGGUGGUGUCCAACGGCUCUCACGGCUACUCCUCCAGCGACGUGGUCACCCUGGCAUCAUCCAUCGCUGGGCAACCAGAGCUGAUCACAGUGCACAUGGAGAAAGGCGAUAAGGGCUUUGGAUUCACCAUCGCUGACAGCCUGACGGGAGGGGGUCAGAGGGUGAAGCAGAUCGUGGAUUACCCCCGCUGCAGGGGCCUGAAGGAGUCAGACAUUCUGAUGGAGGUGAACAAGAGGAAUGUCCAGAACAUGAGCCACAACCAGGUGGUGGACCUGCUCAGCAAGUGUCCCAGAGGGAGCGAGGUCACCAUGCUGGUGCAGAGAGGAGUGGUGGCGGCCAAGAGGAGCCCCAAGCUGGUGCAGCUGGAGAGGAAGGACAGUCAGAGCAGCUCCCAGCACAGUGUGUGUAGCCAUCGCAGCACCCACACAGACUCCCCCAGCCACCCCCCCUCCAACAUGCCCAGUGAGGCCAUGGCCCCCCCUCCGGCCGCACCCACUCAGCCGCUGCCUGGCUUGCCUCCGCUGCCCACCCAGGACCCUGGAGAUGGCACCAUGACCCUCCAGAAGAAGCCAGACCCCUUCAAGAUCUGGGCCCAGUCCAGGAGCAUGUAUGAGAGCAGACAGCCAGAUUGCCAGGAUCAGGAGAUUUUCCUGUGGCGGAAGGAUACAGGAUUUGGGUUCCGCAUCCUUGGAGGAAAUGAGCCUGGGGAGCCGAUCUACAUUGGACACAUAGUGAAGUACGGUGCAGCAGAUGAGGACGGACGCCUGCGUUCUGGUGACGAGCUCAUCUGUGUGGACGGCACGGCGGUGGUGGGGAAGUCUCACCAGCUGGUGGUGCAGCUGAUGCAGCAGGCCGCCAAGCAGGGCCACGUCAACCUCACCGUCCAACGCAAGAGCUCUGGAUAUGGAGUUUCGAAAGGGGAGGGUGACGUGCCCCCGUCCCCUGCCUCGUCCCACCACAGCAGCACCCAGGCCCCCUCCCUGACGGAGGGCAAGCGGACCCCCCAGGGCAGCCAGAACUCCCUCAACACGGUCAGCUCUGGCAGUGGCUCCACCAGUGGCAUCGGCAGUGGGGGAGGAGGUGGCUCCGGCAGUGCUGUGGUCACCGCAGCCCUGCAGCCCUAUGACGUGGAGAUCCAACGUGGAGAGAAUGAGGGUUUCGGAUUUGUCAUUGUGUCAUCUGUCUCUAGGCCUGAUGCUGGGACUACGUUCGCUGGAAAUGCAUGUGUGGCCAUGCCCCACAAAAUAGGGCGCAUCAUCGAGGGGAGCCCUGCGGACCGCUGUGGGAAGCUGAAGGUGGGCGACCGCAUCUUGUCUGUCAACGGCUGCUCCAUUACCAACAAGUCCCACUCGGACAUCGUCAACCUGAUCAAGGAGGCCGGGAACACAGUCUCUCUGAGGAUCAUUCCUGGUGAUGAGUCCUCCAACGCGUCUCUGUUGACCAACGCUGAGAAGAUUGCCACCAUCACCACCACGCACACACCCCAAACUGCCACGGAGCCUCGGAACAACUCAAAGUCGAAACAGGCUCCUCCUCCACCUCCUCCAACACAAGCUCAGCCCUCACAGGAUGCCGAGUUCUACUCUGUGGAUCUGGAGCGGGACAGUAAAGGCUUUGGGUUCAGCCUGAGAGGAGGACGGGAGUACAACAUGGACCUAUAUGUGUUGAGGCUGGCUGAGGACGGGGCGGCUGGCAGGAAUGGCAAGAUGAGGGUGGGAGAUGAGAUCCUGGAGAUCAACGGCGAGAGCACAAAGAACAUGAAGCACGCACGGGCCAUCGAGCUGAUCAAGAAUGGUGGCCGGAGGGCACACCUGGUCCUCAAGAGGGGUGAUGGAUCUGUACCUGAAUAUGACUCCAGCCAUGACGGGCACUCUCCCACACCCGGGGCACAAAACUCUCCGGAAGUGAGAACCCUGCCACCAAACUGCCGAUAUCACACCUCAUCAGAGUCAAGUUAUCCACAAGACCUUCACAAACCAUCACGCCACAAGGAUGCUGCGCAGGACCGAGACAGGGACAGGAUGGAGCACCAGGGCCGGCACUUUAACCCCCACCACCAUCACACCUGGAACAACAAUCACAGCCAUACCACCCCCAGCCAACACUACCCUGAAAACAGCGGCGGCAACAAUAAGAAGAGCCGGGGACGCAAAGUCAACAAGUCAGAGUCAGAGAGCGGCAUCUCAAAACUAUUAAAGACUCUGCGUAAGGACAGCUCUAGGAAGAAGGCUGCAGCUGCAGCGGCAGCUACAGAACGAGAGUGGGAGCUCUCCGCUAGUAGCAGUACUCUAGACCCGAGGUACAGUCGACCACGCCGCGGCUCCCUCGACCGUUCGCCCACCCGUAAACAUAAAGCCUCCCCUGACCGACGGCGGUCCAAGUCCAUGGACCGCAGGGUCGAGCGAGCCCACCGAGACCGCACACCCGAAAAGGAGAACGAGGAUGGAGGUUUCCUCAGUCAUGCGGCUACUCCUGAACAACCACUCUACAACCGCAGGCUCCUGAGGGAACCACAGACCCCGGGCCAAGCCUACUUAGAGGCCACCACCCCAGAGCGCCUGAACAAAAGGGCUUCCUCCCUGUCUCUUUCCAGGGGGUGGACUCCUGACAGAGGCAGUCUGAAGAACGGAAACCUCCUGAGGGACUCGCCGAUUGAGACGAGGGAGGAGAGGUAUGGGAUGAACGGAACGCCAGUGAGACGGUACAGAUCAGAGAGAGAUUCGUCUCCAGACAGCAGCUAUAGCAGGGAGGAGCUGAACUACUGCAGUACACUGAAGAACAAUGCCUCCACUCACAACCACACAGGCUACAACGCAGCAGGACACUGCAACAACGCAGCAGGACACAACAACACAGCAGGACACAACAAUACAGCAGGACACAACAACGCAGCAGGACACAACAACGGAGGAGGUCGCGCCCAGAACCAGUACCCCGUGCCUAUGAGAAGGCUUUACAAAGAGAGCCCCAAGGACCUCAGCAUCUGAGUGGACAGAGCCUGGACCCUGGCCUCUCACCCCUCAACUUGUGUAGGCCACAGUACAUACACUGGACUUGGACUUCUGAGGAGAUUUACUUCCAAUCGCCUGGUUGAUUGAUUCAUUGAUUUGACUACAUGUGAUCCGGGACAGGGAUUCAUACCACAGCAGGAGUACAAUCUUUUUUUUGUUCGUACUGUAUGUUUUGCUUCUGUUCACAUUAUUUUGAGCAUUACGGCAGUUGUUAAUAAUGUAGUGAAGGUAUGUGUAUGUGCCUAUCACAUCACAAAUGGCGAUUUAGCUUUUUUGGGCAUCUCUGUUUGGAACCUCAGAGGGAACACAUACAGUCGCUGGUGAAAGUCUACACACCGCUUGCACAGUCUUCUCAUUUUGCUGCCUCGAAAUGUAAUCAAAACAUUUAUUAAAUUAGAUUGGUAGAACAAUUACAAAACCUACUCCACAUUUUCAAAGUGAAAGAAAAAUUAUAGAACACCCCCCCCCUCCAAAAAAGUGUUAUUGAUUCCAUGACUCUUAGCACAACGUAUAUCCAUUGUUUUUGUCAAAAUUGCUCAAGCUCAGUAAAUGUGGUUGGGAAUCAUUGAUGGCCAGCAAUAUUUCAGGCUUGUUUCGGAUUUUCAAGCAAAUUUAAGUCAGCACAGAGACUGGAAAACUCACACUUUACACCUCUUCGGAAGCCCUCCUAGCGGGUCUUUGGUAUUAAAAUGUGUGUAAAUGUCCCGUGUGUAAAUGUCCCGCUGACAAAUUAAACUCUGUCCCAGGGUUAGGCUUUCAGAAAACUACGGCAGGUUUUUACCUGGGCUUUUUUUAUCCUGACAAACUCCCCAAUCCCUGCCCCUGCCAGCCUACCCAUAACAUGAUGCUGCCACCACAAUAAUCGAAAAUAUAGAGAGUUUUCCUCUGUGUUGCAAUAGAUUUGAUUCAAAUCAGCAGUUUUUUAUUUAGUCCAAAAAGUGAAUGUAUUUGCUAUUUUGUCUUGCAGUAUUAUUUAACAGCCUUGUUGCAAACAUAAUUGAUGAUUUGGUGUGGAUGUUUUUUGUUGUUGAAUUCUUUACCCCUUUUUCGUGGUAUCCAGAGUCUCUGAUGGCACAGCUAGCGCUGCAGUACAGCACCCUUAACCACUGCGCCACCUGGGAGGCCUGGUGUGGAUGUUUUAACACAGGUUUCCUUCUUUUCACUUCAUCAUACAGGCCACUAAUGUGGAGUGAAUGCAAUGUUGUUGAUCCUCUGUAUUUUCAAGUAUUGUGGUGGCAGCAUCAUGUAAUGGGUAUUCUUGUCACUGACAGGAAAUGGGGUUGUCAGGAUCCCAAAAAAUAUAUGAAAGGAGCAAACCACAAGUCAAAAGUCUGAGAAAAGUCAGCCGUAGUCUUCUGAGGUAAUUAGUGCUAGACACACCAGAAUGGCUUUUCAGGAGGUGUUGAGUGAUCCAGUCUUAGUCCUGACUUAAAUAUUUCAAAUCACAGACAAAGUUUGAAUAUUGCUUUCCACCUAUGAUUCCCAUCCACAUUUACUGAGCUUGAGCAAUUUUGACAAAAAUAAUGGAGCUAUGUUACCCUAAGAGUUGGUAAAAUGUUAUUCAAAAUUAUUCCGUUUUUAUUUUCUAUAAUAUUUCUUUCACUUAAUAAUUCUUGUGACUCUCAAACCCGGAUCUGGGAGCGUAAUCAUUUGGGAGCGUAAUCAGCCUUAAACGAAUUAGCAUAACGCAGCGGACAUAAAUCUUCCUAUUCAUGAAAAUCACAAAUGAAAUAUAUUGAGACACAGCUUGGCCUUUUGUUAAUCACACUGUCAUCUCAGAUUUUCAAAAUAUGCUUU
This is a messenger RNA of Oncorhynchus gorbuscha (pink salmon), 6621 nucleotides long. RefSeq names its product membrane-associated guanylate kinase, WW and PDZ domain-containing protein 1-like. Gene Ontology annotation, molecular function: protein binding. The record is from RefSeq and is a predicted model, not a curated record. Gene Ontology annotation, biological process: signal transduction. The transcript is spliced from 22 exons. NCBI's taxonomy places the organism in Eukaryota, Metazoa, Chordata, Actinopteri, Salmoniformes, Salmonidae. Gene Ontology annotation, cellular component: cytoplasm. The coding region runs from base 367 to 4800 and encodes 1477 amino acids.